Molecule: messenger RNA, 1723 nt
Organism: Plodia interpunctella (Indianmeal moth)
Lineage: Eukaryota; Metazoa; Arthropoda; Insecta; Lepidoptera; Pyralidae
Exons: 5
Coding region: 444-1643 (399 amino acids)
Molecular function (GO): protein binding
Source: RefSeq, a predicted model, not a curated record
UAUGUCAUUGGGUUUGGUGAUUAGGUUUACCUAGUAGAUUAUUUCUACUUAAUUACGAACAACUAAGUACAGUCCCAAGUGAAAGAAAUAAAUGUAUAAAUAAAAUAACGUAAUACUUUUAAAAUACACGCUUUUUUACACAUCAGUGAAAACAAAACUUAUGACUAAAAGUGCUUAACAAUGAAAUAUUUUUAUAGUUUUUCACAAUUCAGAAAUAUUUGAAACUUAAUCUAACUAAAUGUUGUUUAAGGACACUUAGCUUAAUGAUAGACUAAAUAUUUUUUUUAUCAGAUAACUUUACGCGAUUUGAGUAAAAUCUGACAUCAUUAAAAAGAAAGGUCGUUUUUAACUAAGCCUGGACUUUAAUACGUAACUUUACACACCUAUGUACUAUAAUUAAUGAUAAUAAGUAGACAGGUACUAGGUAGUUAACAUCUCAAAUAAUGAAAAGUUGGCUACAAUGUCUUCUAAUUUACAUUGUCUCUGGCGAAGCAAUCAAUAUAGAGAAAGAAGAAUUCUGUGCUACCCUGGAAUGUGAAGAAGAAGAGGCAAAGCGAGUGUGUGGCAUCAAGGAAGAAGGAGCAGGGUACAAGUUGAAGUUGUUCGACAGUUCUUGCGAAUUGUUACGGUAUGGGUGUGAAGUCUCUGAGAGCGAAGCAUACGGUUCAAUCAACAUGGAAUAUUGUGAGCACUCAUUUCCCAUCGCACAAGAUGCAGCGCCAAACGUCACAUCGACCGACAUACACGAAGACUCUGUCUCUCCCAACGACACCAUCACCAAAAAGGAGGAACUCAAUCCAAAUUGUUCAGAUUACAGCUGCCAAGAAACCCAAGACUUAAACUACACAUGUGCUCUCAGAAAAGAUGGAAACGGCUUCAGAAUAAGAUUAUUCAAAAACAUUUGUCAAUUACAAAAAUACAACUGUCAAAACAACGCUGACUUCGCAAAAACUGACGAUUACCUUUGCAAUGAUGUAGAACUAACCGAAUUCGACAACGAAAUUGACGUGCCAACAACUCCGGUAGUGCAAACUGUUCAGAAAAACCUUGUGAUCGUAGACGGAUGGUAUCUCAAUCAUAACGGCAACAUUAAUGAAACGAUAGAAAACUUUUUCGCCGCCACACACGUUUUAGAUUUGCCUGUGCGGGAAAUUCCAGGAGGUGAAGUCGGCGGCGCGCGAAGAAUGCUCCUGUCCAAAUUUGGACCUCAAAAGGUCUUCCAGCCGUGGAUCCAGGUCCCUAAGAACAGAACAGAUGACCCUCAGUACAAGCCUACCUUAUCUUCAUGCUACCACAAGUGUCCAACGAAAUGUCCAGACACAUACGCGCCGGUUUGCGGUAUGCCCGGCAACGUGGCUCGUGAGCCCUCGCUCAUGUUCCAAAACCACUGCUUCAUGGAUGUGGCCCAGUGCAAGAUGUUCUGGGAGGACAAGAGUUCAACUUCGGAGAGUUCCGCGUACAUCGAGUCAUCUUUCAUGUUCUGCCUGGGUGACGAGAUGAACGGUAUGUUCCGCUUCCUGCCGCUGGUGCGCACGCUGCAACACAUGGGCCGGCUGAAGAAGAAGGGCCGCUUUAGGUACAAGCUGAAGAACAUGCGCUUUUUCAACAAUCUGCUCGCCAAGCAGCCCAGGCUGCAGGGAUAGAGUAUUUAUUCAUUAUGUAUGAAUUUCCCUUCAUUGUAUGAAAUUAUUGUAUGAUUAUACGAUUACGGCUAAGACAGAUA